Molecule: messenger RNA, 2106 nt
Organism: Gekko japonicus
Lineage: Eukaryota; Metazoa; Chordata; Lepidosauria; Squamata; Gekkonidae
Product: zinc finger protein 883-like
Exons: 4
Coding region: 1-2106 (701 amino acids)
Biological process (GO): regulation of DNA-templated transcription
Source: RefSeq, a predicted model, not a curated record
AUGCCCCGUCGGCGCUCGGACCCUGUGACUUUUGAAGAUGUGGUCGUGUAUUUCACUGUGGCUGAGUGGGCCCUGCUGGAUCCAGAGCAAAGAGCCCUCUAUAAGGAGGUCAUGCGGGAAAACUACAGCACCGUGGCCUCCCUGGUCACAAAUGCUUUUCCAAAGCCAGCCCUGAUCUGCCGCCUUGAAGGAGGGGAGGGGCUUUGGCUACCUGAUCCACCAGAGACUGCAGAGAGGCAGCUGCCUUCAGACUGCAGCUCAGGCGCUGAGCAAGAAAAAGAGAAGGAGAAAUCUCUGCAAGCAGAAAAUGCACAAACGGUGACUCCAAAAGGGACAGCACUGCAAUGGAUGAAAGAGGGAACUUUCCAGGAUCAGGCGGAAGGGAGACAACAUGUGACUCACGGAGGGCCAAGGAAGUACCAACAGAAUUGUUCUCAGAAGAAAGACAGCCCUUUUGUGGAAAGUCACAAGGGCCUUUACAAAGUUAGAGUGCAAGAGAGGAGUCACACGAAUGGGACAGGCAAACCUCUCAAAGAUCAGGCCAGAAACCCCACCCUUAACACCAGCAAAACAACCCCUGCAGCAGCAAAACCGUUCCAGUGCUCAGAGUGUGGGAGAAGCUUCAAGCACCGCGGUCCACUAGUUAUACACAUGCGAAUUCACAGAGGAGUGAAACCGUACGCAUGCUCAGUCUGCGGGAAAAGUUUCAGCUGCACAUCAAACCUUUUCCCACAUGAGAGGCUGCACACGGAAGAAAGACCCUAUAAAUGUUCUGAUUGUGGGAAAAGUUUCAAAGCUGCUUCAACCCUCAAGAAACACAAAAAUGUCCACACUGGAGAAAAACCGUAUCCGUGUCCAGAAUGUGGGAAAAGGUUCAGUGACAAAGGUCAUCUCAUUAGACACAGGAAGACCCACACACAAGUGAGACCUUUCAAAUGCUCGCACUGUGGAAAGGCCUUCAGAGAGAAAGAGCACCUUGCUGUUCAUGAGAGAAUCCACACAGGAGACAAACCGUAUAAAUGCUCAGACUGUGGGAGAAGCUUCAAUUGCCUGUCAAACUUCAAUAGGCACAAGAAAAUCCAUGGAGGGGAGAAACUGCAUAAGUGUUCAGACUGUGGGAAAAGCGUCAGAAACAAAGCAGACCUCAGAGUGCACAGGAGAAUUCACACUGGUGAGAAACCUUAUCAGUGCACAGAGUGUGGGAAAAGCUUUUCGAGCAGCUCAGCCUUUGUAUGCCAUAAGAGAACCCACCGAGGAGACAAACCGUAUGAGUGCCUAGAAUGUGGGAAACGUUUCCGUCAUAAAUAUACCCAUAUGAAACACGAGCAGAGAAUGCAUCAAUAUCAGUGCUCCGACUGUGGGGAAAGUUUCGGCCAAAUUUCAGCCCUUCAACGUCAUAAAAGUAAACACACAGGAGAGAGCCCGUACAACUGUCUAGAAUGUGGGAAAGGAUUUACAACAAAACGCGUGCUUACUCAGCACGAGAAAAUGCACAAAGAGAAACAGUACGGUUGUCUAGAAUGUGGGAAAAGAUUUAUAACAAAACCUAAACUUAUUCAACAUGAGAGAAUCCACACAGGAGAGAAACCAUACUCUUGCUCAGAGUGUGAGAAGAGCUUCAGCCAAAAGCCAAGCCUCGUUCAACAUAUGAGAGUCCACACAGGAGAGAAGCCAUUCAAGUGCUCACUCUGUGGGAAGAGAUUCAGACAGAAAUUGCGUCUCUCUGAGCAUUUGAAAUUCCAUCCAGGAAAGGAAACCCAUGAGUGUUCAGAGUGUGGGAGAAGCUUCAACGAUCCUUUGCGCUUGCUGAGACAUCAGAAGAUCCACACAGGGGACACUCCCUAUAAGUGCUUAGCGUGUGGGAAAAGUUUUUCCACAAAGGCAUAUCAACAGUGUCAUCAAAGAAUACACACAGGAGAGAAGCCAUACCAGUGUCUGGAUUGUGGGAAACGGUUCCGUGUCAGGGCAAACUUGCCGGUACAUGAAAAAGUUCACACUGGAGAGAAACCGUUUAAAUGCAUGGAGUGUGGCAAAAGCUUUAUUAAUAGUUCGGGCCUCAUAGGUCACCAUAAAAUCCACACAGGAGAGAAACCAUCUAAAUGCUGA